ACGCAAUCCAGUCGAGUUAUAUCUCACCCAGCCAUCCGCCACCAUGGCCACACACACGGAGGAGCACACCUAUCACCCCAAGCCCACUGUUCAGAGGGCAUUGAAGACGUCCAUGCUGACAGCUGGCGCGGGUCUCUUCGCUUCGGCCGUCCAGAACACCCUCACCCGGAAGAAUGUUGGACCCUUUGGUGUGUUCGUCCGUAGCGGCAGCACCAUUGGAGUUUUCGCCGCCAUGGGAGGUACCUACGAGUUCGCAAAGAACGCCUCGGCCAACCUGCGGGAGACGGACGACCACUGGAACGUCGCAAUUGGCGGUUUCUUCUCUGGUGCGAUCCUGGGACUGAAGGCCCGCUCCUUCCCCGCUCUUCUGGGAUACGGUGCCGCCCUGGCCGCCUCCAUGGGCGCUUUCGAGUUCACGGGCGGAUCGCUGUGGGGUUACAACAGGGGAAAUACAGAGGAUGAGUUUGAUCGUCGGCAACAGCUCCGGACGGCCUACCGGACUUCCGGGGAGGAGACCGUUGCUCAAUUGGGCGAGGGACGCGGCGUCUACGGCCCCGGAUAUGCGGAGCGACGACGAGAAAGAAUCAAGGAGGCGUAUGGCAUCGAUGUUCCCACAACUCAGGCCCCGGCCUCAUGAAUAUAAUCCGGUCUGAAAUCAUGUUCUUCCGUUCUGCCC
Messenger RNA from Aspergillus campestris IBT 28561, 676 nucleotides. Its product is annotated as Tim17/Tim22/Tim23/Pmp24 family protein. The transcript is spliced from 4 exons. Gene Ontology annotation, biological process: mitochondrial respiratory chain complex I assembly. Bases 44 to 637 code for a protein of 197 amino acids. NCBI's taxonomy places the organism in Eukaryota, Fungi, Ascomycota, Eurotiomycetes, Eurotiales, Aspergillaceae. The record is from RefSeq and is a predicted model, not a curated record.